Sinocyclocheilus grahami is the source of this 707-nucleotide messenger RNA. Its product is annotated as lecithin retinol acyltransferase-like. Gene Ontology annotation, biological process: retinol metabolic process; vitamin A metabolic process. The record is from RefSeq and is a predicted model, not a curated record. The transcript has 2 exons. Bases 27 to 692 code for a protein of 221 amino acids. Gene Ontology annotation, molecular function: phosphatidylcholine-retinol O-acyltransferase activity. Gene Ontology annotation, cellular component: rough endoplasmic reticulum. NCBI's taxonomy places the organism in Eukaryota, Metazoa, Chordata, Actinopteri, Cypriniformes, Cyprinidae.
GUCUAGAAUCUCACCACAUCUCCAGGAUGUUUCCUCUACAGUUCCUCAGCCUGUUUUACAUUGCUAUGGCCACAGACUUUGAAGACAAGAAGAAGAAGCAGCAAGUGGUCCAAUAUGACAUCUCCAUGUACAACAGAGGAGAUCUGCUAGAGGUCCCUCGAACUCUUUUUACACAUUUCGGAAUUUAUCUGGGGAACAACCGUGUGGCUCACCUCAUUCCUGAUAUCAUGCCAGUCUUGACCACUGACAAGAAUGCCCUUGAGAAAAUGGUGACUAACAACAGGCUGAUUUUGGGUGUGAUAGCAAAAAGAGCAAGUGUCCGCGUGGACUCAUUGGAGGACUUUGCGUAUGGAGCAGAAAUUCUGGUCAACCACAUGGACAAGGUGUGCAGUCGGUCUCCGUUCGAGGGUGAGGAGGUCGCUAAGAGAGCCGAAAAGCUCUUGGGCUCCGUGGUUUACAGUCUGCUGUGGUACAAUUGCGAGCAUUACGUCAUGUACUGCAGAUAUGGCACCAGCAUGAGCUUUCAGACCUACCAGUUCUGCAAAGCUGUGCGCAAGAUCGCGUGCAGCAAGACAAGCUCUCUUCUAAGCUUUCUGUUGUGCUUGUUCAUCAUGUUUUAUAUGGAGUCUGUGUCCAUCUUUGGAAUUUUACCAAUGCUUAUCAUCCCCUUCAUUAUUUGGAUGGCAUCCUGAAGUGGACAUUUCAUU